CAGUCCGUUACGCUGCACACCACUCACGGAGACCUUAAGAUCGAAGUCUUCUGUGAGGCUGUACCCAAAGCCGCUGAGAACUUCUUGGCAUUGUGUGCAUCCGGAUACUAUGACGAUUGCAUAUUCCACCGCAACAUCAAGGGCUUCAUGAUUCAGACUGGCGACCCUACUGGAACCGGGAAAGGCGGUCAGAGCAUAUGGGGAAACCCUUUCGACGACGAAGUACGCUCUACCCUCAAGUUCAAUGCACGCGGUGUCGUUGCCAUGGCCAACUCAGGUCCUAACACGAAUAAAUCCCAGUUCUUUGUCACUUACUCCAAGCAGCCCCAUCUUGAUGGAAAAUACUCCAUAUUUGGGAAAGUUAUCGAUGGCGCUGAUUCCACUCUCGAUUUGAUGGAACGGGUGCCCGUCAACAACAAAAACCGGCCCUUGGCAGAGAUCAAGCUAACGCAUGUUACGAUCCAUGCCAACCCUAUAGCUGAUGCUCAGUUGGUUUCGCGUUGA
Molecule: messenger RNA, 504 nt
Organism: Pisolithus orientalis
Lineage: Eukaryota; Fungi; Basidiomycota; Agaricomycetes; Boletales; Pisolithaceae
Product: cyclophilin-type peptidyl-prolyl cis-trans isomerase
Exons: 5
Biological process (GO): protein folding; protein peptidyl-prolyl isomerization
Cellular component (GO): catalytic step 2 spliceosome
Molecular function (GO): peptidyl-prolyl cis-trans isomerase activity
Source: RefSeq, a predicted model, not a curated record